GCUGGAAAACGCCACAUCUGACAGGGAGGGAGAAACAGCUACAACAACAGAGGAGUUUGGACAGCGACCUCAAGAUGCUGGCACUAAUAAACCGGCUUUUGGACUGGUUCAAGUCUCUGUUUUGGAAGGAGGAGAUGGAGCUGACGCUGGUCGGCCUCCAGUACUCGGGAAAAACAACAUUUGUAAAUGUGAUCGCUUCUGGCCAUUUCAGCGAAGACAUGAUCCCUACAGUCGGAUUCAAUAUGAGGAAGGUCACCAAAGGAAAUGUCACCAUCAAGAUCUGGGAUAUAGGAGGGCAGCCACGGUUCAGGAGCAUGUGGGAACGCUACUGUCGGGGAGUCAAUGCAAUCGUGUACAUGGUUGACGCAGCAGAUCGAGAAAAGGUGGAGGCAUCUAGAAACGAGCUUCACAAUUUAUUAGACAAACCUCAGUUGCAAGGAAUUCCUGUUUUGGUACUCGGUAACAAAAGGGAUCUCCCCACUGCUCUAGAUGAAAAGCAGCUCAUUGAGAAAAUGAAUCUGGCGGCUAUUCAGGACAGAGAGAUAUGCUGCUACUCGAUUUCCUGCAAAGAAAAAGACAACAUUGAUAUCACGCUUCAGUGGCUCAUCCAGCACUCAAAAUCCAGGAGGAGCUGAAAAUGCAGGAGUUGUUCUCCAGCUGUGUUUGCAAUGUUACAUUCAUGCCACCCCCCAUCACUCUGCGAUGAUGUACAGUCUCAAACUCACAUGCUGCACUGUUAUGCUCAAGUCACGCAACCCACCCCUCCCCCCCGGUUAUUCUUUCACAAACCCUGAGAAUGCAUGACUAAAAUGUGAUUCUGAUAAUAAGUUUAAGGAAUGCAGUUGGCAUUAUACAUCCUGUAAAGCUGUUUCCUUUAACUCGGAAUAAGAACCUAUUUUCUAAAUUACCUUUUCUCCAUUCAGGCAUUGCUCAGUUGAUUAUACCCAGUUGUUUUAUAACACUAAUCUUGGGUAUACAGCGGCACAGUUCUUGAAGGACGGUUUAUUCUGUCAAACAGGCCUCACAUAAUGAAAAGAUGUUCCUCGCACAGUCAGAUAUAGUGCCAGGAGAUGGCUGAUGUGGACAUGCAGGUUUUCCCAUUUCUGUCGAGCUCUACUCUGAUUGUCUUGGAUGAUAGUCUCCUUUCACUUGAUCGGGUUCUCUUCUUUCAAGGACAUGCCUAUUGUUUUAGAAAAUUGUGCGUUUAAGCAAGUCAAUCCAAGCAGGUCUGUACAAAUAUCAAACUUGUAUGAUUUUUACUGAUGUGAGAUGUGCGUGUAUGAAUAUAUGAUUCUAUUUAAAGUCUGAAUGUACUUAAAGUAAAGCUGUACGGGAUCGUGUGGUUCAUAUUGGCCUCCAUUUGGAAGCAGCCUCGGUGGAAUGAUGUCCUUUGUGCUGCCUCGAGGCUGAGAGAGUGGCAGAAUUCAAAGUGCCUUGUGCAAUGUCUCUCACCUCUGAAGCAAAGCAGCAUGCACGAUGUGUGUCUACCUGGGUGGAGUUAUAAAAAAAAAACACCACUUCAAUAUAUUCAAGAAAUAAAAAGGCAUGCUUUUU
Chelmon rostratus (copperband butterflyfish) is the source of this 1554-nucleotide messenger RNA. RefSeq names its product ADP-ribosylation factor-like 8Ba (gene arl8ba). The record is from RefSeq and is a predicted model, not a curated record. NCBI's taxonomy places the organism in Eukaryota, Metazoa, Chordata, Actinopteri, Chaetodontiformes, Chaetodontidae. Gene Ontology annotation, cellular component: lysosomal membrane. The transcript has 7 exons. The coding region runs from base 75 to 635 and encodes 186 amino acids. Gene Ontology annotation, molecular function: GTP binding; GTPase activity. Gene Ontology annotation, biological process: anterograde axonal transport; protein transport.